Messenger RNA from Rotaria sp. Silwood2, 378 nucleotides. The record is from the annotation of a GenBank genome assembly. Lineage: Eukaryota; Metazoa; Rotifera; Eurotatoria; Philodinida; Philodinidae.
AUGUCUCCGUAUUCAUUUGUUGUAUUGUUAUUUUUGGUGAUUGUUUCAAUUGUUAAUGCUGGUGAAAAAGUUUGUCCUGGUUAUGGAUUUAUUCGACCACCGGAUAAAUGUGAAUCAACAUGUUCACGCGAAAAAGACGAAUGUCCACAGGGCAAAAAAUGUUGUUUCCGUAUUGAACAACCAUGUGGUUUUCAAUGUAUUGUACCGAAAGAUAACGAAAAAAAACCAGGUAACUGUCCAACAUCUGCAACUGAACAACAAAAUCCAUAUUGGAAUUUAUGUGAUGGACAUUUUUGUGAUGUUGAUAAUGAUUGCAAAGGUGAUAAAAAAUGUUGUCCCAAUAUGUGCGGUUCGACAAUAUGUAUUGCACCAAAAUAA